AUGGCCUUCCUCCGCUCCGCCGCUACCCGGAGCCUCCGCACCGUCAGCUUCAACCCAUCUGUAACACGCUCCGCCGCGCUGAAACAUCCUCAACUGUGCACAUUCACACGCACGCAAGCCUUGAACAAGGUCCCCCGAACGCUCGCUCUUACGCGCUGGGCCUCGACCGAUCGACCGAAUGUAGAUCAGAUCGAUGUCAAGGCUGAGGAGGCAGCGCAUGCAAAGCGGAUCCGCGCGACGCCUGAGCUGGUUAGUACCCAUAGCACGCAGCGGAUCUACAACAACGAGGUCGGCGAGAGGUCUGGCAAGGAAGCGGCGCAGAGAGGUAAGUGGGAUGAUGACGAGACGGAGAUGUUGGGUGGUGUUAAGGGCGAUCUGAGAACGAUUGCCGAGACCUUCAGCAUGAAGGACGUUCCACACCAAGCCUAUGUUGUCGGUAUGGCAGGUGUUGUUCCCUACUUGGCCACCUCACUCAGCACUGUCUUCUGCGCGUCCGAGAUCAACCGCGCUGCUGAACACGGCACCGGUUGGCUUCUAGAUGCAAACACCGCCGAGCUUGCCCUGCACGCGAUUGAGCCUCUUCAGGUCGGCUACGGCGCCGUGAUCAUCUCCUUCCUCGGUGCCAUUCACUGGGGUCUCGAAUGGGCUGCCUUCGGUGGCAUCCAUGGCUAUCCCCGCUACAGCAUCGGUAUAAUAAGCACCGGACUCGCCUGGCCCACCCUCCUGCUCCCCGUCGAGUACGCACUGAUCUCUCAAUUCCUCAUCUUCAACUUCCUCUACUACACCGAUUCCCGCGCCUCUCGCCGCGGCUGGGCACCAAGAUGGUACGGCGUUUACCGCUUCGUACUCACGUUCAUCGUCGGAGGCUCCAUCUUGGCCUCUUUGAUCGGACGUGGACAGAUUGCGGGUAAAAUUGACAAGCUCCCCAGCCCAGUGGACCGUAUCCGGUCGAUUCGGGCGAGUCAGGGUGAGUAUAUGGAGGAGGAGGAGGAGGCGAGGAGAAAGUUUUUGGGGAGUGAAGAGGAGGAGGAGGAAGAGGAGGAAGAGGGCGGCGACGAUGAGGAGUAG
This is a messenger RNA of Recurvomyces mirabilis, 1068 nucleotides long. RefSeq lists its product as uncharacterized. The record is from RefSeq and is a predicted model, not a curated record. The transcript is spliced from 3 exons. The coding region runs from base 1 to 1068 and encodes 355 amino acids. NCBI's taxonomy places the organism in Eukaryota, Fungi, Ascomycota, Dothideomycetes, Mycosphaerellales, Teratosphaeriaceae.